UUCCCAACAUGGCGGGCUAUGUUGAAUUUCUUAGAAGGUUUCUUAUAUUUUUUGUUGCCUUUCUUUGUUUAUCAUCAGCGACUGUGCCUAAGGAUCAGCAAAGAAAGAUUACCAUUAAAAGUAUACCAUGCCCAACAAGUAUAACAGAGUGCAGUAACACAACUUACAUCAUUCAUGUUAUUGCUGAGAGUACAGAUAAACAGAAUUCCAUGCACUAUCUCUGGUCUGUCAUUGGUUCUCCAACUAUUAUUGCAGCUUACUUUGACAGUACAGAUGUUAAUGUAUCAAUUGAUUGGAACCAUGUCUUGAAUAACAAUUCCACAGAGGGAAUUACAUUUACACAAACAAGUCUUCACAUCACAGCACUUGUUAUUCCAGCUAUUUAUGAGUUUCAGGAUAAAAAAGAUGAACUGUUUUACACUGAGAAAGAUGUUGUGAACACUAUUGUGAAACAUGGCUUCCAGGAUGAGGUAACACACUGGGAAGAACCUGAAAUUGAUCACAAAAACAAUGUGACAACUUUUAGAGGGGAAAUGUUGGGAGGAACAGUUAUUUUUCAGUGCAAUGCAUCAGCAAUAAAGGACAGAGAGUCAAUAUUGCCACAUCAACAAUUCUCCAGCAAUUCUACAGUUUUUACACUGACACUUCAUAAGUUAACAAAUCUCCAACACAAAGGGCAUACUCGAUUUAUAUUUGAAUUGGUCUCAUUUUCUGAGGAUGACAGCUCCACUUGUGUUACAGCUCAAAAGUCUCUUGAUGAUGAACACACUCCAGCUGUUUUUAAAACCAUUGUCAUCAACAGUACACUUGGCAGUCAUUCAUCAUACAGUGCAUGGAAACCUGUAGCCUACCUGAAAGAGUCAAGGAAACUAAGUAACCAAGUCCCUUCUUUUUCAUAUUUUGGCAAUCAGCAUCGGUUUAUCAAUAAUAAACAGUGUCAAACUCUCCCAUCAUCAUCCUCUACAGAAGACUUCAUCAGCAUAGUUUCACAUCUGAAGGGGAACUUCAUAUCAAGUCAAAUGAAUAUUUCCUUUGGACAACAAAAAGAUGGCUGGUAUGAUGGCCCAGAGGGUUCCAGAUAUCUCACAUGGUCUGCAGUGGUGGGCUACGGAACUCCAAUCAAAGAUGACUUUUCUAUGCUUGUGUGGUUGAUUAUAUUUAUUGGUUUUGGUGCACCCAUGCUUCUAAUUUUUAUCACCAUAAUUUAUGUUAUUAUCAAGAAGAUCAAAGCCAAGAAAGCAACAUCCUCAUAUGGCAUGAUUAACUAAAAACAAUAAUUUCAAUGUCCAUAAUGUUCGCUUUGUAAAAUGUAUUCUAUAUACAAGGCUAAAAAAAAGAAAAAAAAAAUUAAAAUGUUUAAACCAAACGUUUUUGGCUGUUUGCCAUCAUCAGGGUUUUUAAUUUUUUUUAGCCUUGUAUAUAGAAUACAAUAAUUUCAAUGUUUUUAAAACAUGUUAAAUUCAUACACAGAUAAUUAAUGGAACAGAUGUCCUUUACACCCUAAGAGUUACCUGCAUCUAAUUUCUCAUUACAGUAAUACUGCUGAAUCAUUCAUUAGGAUCAUGAGAAUAAAGGAAGCUGUGAUUGUUAAUCAAAUUCUCCUUGUCAGUACCAAAGGAAAUGUAAAGAGAAGAGUGUAAAGAAUAUGGAUAUUGAUGUUAGGUUGUAAAGGGUUAAGAAUUUGUUCUGGUGUUAAAUAAUUACAUUGAAUACUGAGCUGAUGGACAUGAUUCAAGUCUUUUUUGCAUUGUCGACAGUUUCCUUUUGAGUCUUGAUGUACUUACCAAUUUUGUCAGGUCAUGAUGUUCAGUGUUUAGAUCAUGAUUUGCUGGACAAAAUUAGGCAGGGUUAGUUUUAGUGGCUAGAUGCAAUACUUCAUAUGAACGUAGGCAAUGUCAUACUAGCACUUGGUUUUGUAUAUCAUCAUUUCUCUAAAAGUGCAGUAAAAUAGUUAUGCAGUGUAAGAAAGUGUUUUACAUUAGCAUAAUUUGGAACACCAUAAGAUGUCUUCACAAACUCUCCACCCCAAUUUGGCUCAAGGCAGAUUUUGAUGUGGUUGGUUGAUUAAGAAGAAAUAUUGUCAACAAUUCUUUGAGAUGUUGUAAUGUGAAAAACCAUAAUUGCUAGGUAAGGAUAGAGUACAAAAGCAUUUUUUCAUUCAUGUAUGAGUUGAAAGUUUAAGUUGCUACCAUAGAUGGUAGUUUCUUUAAAAUUUCUAUUUGAAUUUAAACUUUAUUUUUAAAUAAUCUAAUUUCAUGAUGAUGAGACAUUUUUUGGGGUUAUGAUAUUCACUGACUACUUAUCUUACAGACUGCUUGAAAUUAAGUUAAAUUGUUGCUAUCUCAAAAUAAUGGCAACUAAGGUAACUUUCAAGAGAGGUUUUCUUUGUCUACCAUGCCGCUUUACAUCCUAGUGACAUAAAAAUGUUGGAAAAAAAGUAGAGAUUUUUUUCAUUUUUGUGGUUAAAAAAUGAAGCCCACUCUAUUAUUAUUACAGCAAGAUUGAGGUCCAUUGGUGUAAAAUGAUAAAAUGUAGCGAUGUAAAGUUAUUAUAUUUAUUGAUGAUUAUUUUUUGUAUUCUCACAAACUGGUUUGUACUCAUUUUUUUAUAAAUAAAC
Molecule: messenger RNA, 2617 nt
Organism: Pocillopora verrucosa
Lineage: Eukaryota; Metazoa; Cnidaria; Anthozoa; Scleractinia; Pocilloporidae
Product: glycosylated lysosomal membrane protein B
Cellular component (GO): lysosome
Source: RefSeq, a predicted model, not a curated record